UAGGUAUUCAACGCCGUUCACUUCCACGUCGAGCCACGAAAAAUAUUUUUUACAACAGGCCAAAAGAAACGCCAACCCGGAGGUCAUCAACUCGACAGUCAAAAGAAGAAUUUAAAGGACGAGAUAUUGUGUUUGUCGAUCCAUUAGAUUUAAAAGCGAAAUUUUGGUGGCCGGCAAUGAUAGUUCCAAAUGACGAGAUUGACGAAACAAUGGAUGUUGAUGGCAAACUUGAAGUUCAUUUACUCGCGCGCAAAUUCCUUGUUAGGUAUUUUGAAGACAUGACUUAUUCAGUAGUAGAAGCUAAAGGAUUACGUCAUUUUAGGAUAGAUGGGGAACCUUAUCAAUCAUUUGUAAAAGUAGAAGGAUUUUCUGUUCAUAUUGGAGUUCGGAGAGCACUGAAAUGCAUUCAAAAAGGAGAACCACUAAAAGCGUUCAGAUGGGACUAUUGGAAGCGACCAGCCUCACUCGAAAACGGUGAAAAUAAUUCGUCACAAUCUUCUGUAAGGAGACAUAAAGCUAGUGUACCUUCAUCAUCGAAAAGAAUAGAGGUUCCAAUAAAUAUGUUUGGUGAACAUUCUACUACAACUUCAGAAGGGAACAUACAAAAUAAAGGUAGAACAACUAAAAGGAGCACGUUAUCAAGCCGUCAUGCGUCACAAUUGACAGAGGAAAGUACAUCCGGAUCUCCAGCAUCGGGAAUGGAUAUAGAUUCCGAAACUGUUAGUCCUACUAGGCGGAAUUCAUCUUUAUCUAACGGUCGGAAUUCACGGAGUAAUGUUUCACGUAAGAAUUCAAUCGUAAAAAACUCCGACGAAGAUGAAUUACCGAACAAAAAAAUACCGAAACGACGGCGUAGUACAGCUAGUGAAACAUCUGAUGGUAAGCGACGUCGUAAUGUGGUAAGCGAGAAUACGGAUAAAUAUGAAGAGAAAUCAGUUCGUAGUACUUCUAGUGAUAAAUCUGAAAGCAAACGUCGUUGUAGUGUUGGAAGUGAUAAAUCUGAUAGAUCUGACAGGUCUUACCAAGCAAGCAAUAAUUAUCGAACAAAUCGGACGCCAAGUCGGAAAAAUAAUCAUAGUUCAUCUGUGGCAGAAUCAAUGGACCAAGACGUUUCUACUACAGUUACAUCACCAAUUUCUCUUGGAGUCGAAUCCACAGUUGUUGAUGAACCAUCGGAGAUCACAGAAGUCAUACCUUCAGUAAAUAGCCCAAUUGAGCAGUCCGAAGAGCCAAUAGAAAUUAUGGAAGAGGAAUCAUCAUUUAAAUUAAACAAACAAGAAGAACUUUCAAUAUCUGAAUUAAGUGAUGAAGCGAAAGAUAAUAUUGCACGAUUUAAUUUUGAUAACCCGACACUAGAUAAAGAAUCAAAAGCGAACCUGUUUAUAGAAGGUAUAAAAGAACUGAAAGAACUCUGGCGAGACUAUCGAGAAUCGAAACGGCAAAUGAAAAAGAUUGAAACUGAAUUACGUCUUAAAAAAUUAGCAGAGUUAAGAGGUACAAAUGCUCUUAUUGAUGAUGAUGAAAUCUGCGAUGGAUGUGAAGAAA
Messenger RNA from Racocetra persica, 1545 nucleotides. NCBI's taxonomy places the organism in Eukaryota, Fungi, Glomeromycota, Glomeromycetes, Diversisporales, Gigasporaceae. The record is from the annotation of a GenBank genome assembly.